Messenger RNA from Closterium sp. NIES-65, 2949 nucleotides. Lineage: Eukaryota; Viridiplantae; Streptophyta; Zygnematophyceae; Desmidiales; Closteriaceae. The record is from the annotation of a GenBank genome assembly.
AUGGACGGCAGAGGCCAGUCUUCGCACGCUCCCAGGCGUCGCAGUAGCUUCGACGGAAUCCUUCGCGAGCAGGCCACGACUCCUAAGGUCACGCCCGCCACUGUCGCCGGCUCCGAUGGCGGCCUGCGACGGCGACAGAUAGGCAGACAGCCGCAGCAAACUUCGCAGCAGCCUUCGCAGCAGCAGCGCCGCCAGGAGCAGCAGCAACAACAACAACAACGGGGAGCGGACAAAAAAAGCGGAGACAAAGCUGACAAGGGCGAGAAGGGCUUGGAGAAGAGCGAGAAAUUCGACAGGAGCGGGAGAUUCGAGAGGAGCGAGAGCAGGAGGGGCGGGCGGUGGGGGUGCAUCGACUCGUGCUGCUGGACCAUGGGGAACGCCGUGUUCCUCUGGUUCCUGCUCAUGCUCGCCUAUCACCUCAUGCCACGUCAGCAGAUCCAGGCCAUCCAGGACGCGCUCGUGGGGCUCCCCGAGGUGGAGCCGCCUGGCGCGCGGCUGGCGGGGGAAGGCGUGAAGGCGAAGCACCCCGUGGUGUUCGUUCCGGGGAUAGUCACAGUCCCACCUUCCCCCCUUUCCCCGCUUCCCCUCCUUUCCCUCCCCUCCUCCCUCACUGAAUCUCCAUGCUUUCUUACUCUACCUCCCUUCCCCUCACAUUGUCUGCGUGCGUUCUCACCCCCUCCUACUCACCCCCUUCCUUCUCACCUGCGUGCUCUAGGGUGCGGGUUGGAGCUGUGGGAGGGGCGGCCGUGUGCGGCGGACCUUUUCAGGAAGAGGCUGUGGGGGGGAACCUUCGGGGAUGCUUACAGAAGGCCCGGCUGUUGGAUGGAGCACAUGUUGUUAGACAAUGAGACAGGCCUGGACCCUCCUGGUAUUCGCGUACGGCCGGUGUCAGGGCUGGUGGCGGCGGAUUACUUCUUACCCGGGUACUUUGUGUGGGCGGUGAUCAUCGAGCAGCUCGCCAAGAUCGGCUAUGAGGAGCGCAACAUGUUCAUGGCUGCUUAUGACUGGCGCCUCUCGUUUUAUAACACGCAGAAGAGGGAUCAAACGCUCAGUCGCCUCAAGGCCACCAUUGAAAUGCUUGUGAAGACCAACGAGGGCAAGAAGGCCGUGGUAGUGCCUCACUCCAUGGGAGUGCUCUAUUUCCUCUUCUUCAUGAAGUGGGUUGAAGCACCAGCGCCCCUGGGAGGGGGAGGGGGCCCGCAGUGGGUGCACAAUCACAUCCGGGCCGUCUUCAACAUCGGAGGGCCGCUUCUAGGGGCACCCAAGGCGUUCACUGGACUCUUCUCAGCAGAAGCUAAAGAUGUAGCGGCUAUCAGGGCGCUAGAUCCAGGCGUGUUUGGGAGCCUGCAGGCGCUGCAGCAUGUGAUGCGGGUGUCGCGCACAUGGGAUGCGACCAUGAGCAUGCUGCCCAAGGGGGGCGAGGCCGUGUGGGGCAACGCCACGUGGGCGCCCGAGGACUCCUUCAACUGCUCCAAGGCGCGCGCGAAACAGCUCCACCUGCAGCAGCAGCAGCAGGCGGGGGAGAGUGGGGGGAACAGCUCCAAGGCGGGAGGGGAUGGGAGGGCGAAAGGGUCAGGCAAGGGGCUGGGAGUGGAGGGGUUUCUGCGGACUUUGAUGGCGGAAGGGGCGUCCUCCUCUGCCCCUUCCUCCUCUUCCCCCUCGUCUGCUUCCUCCGCUGCUGCUACUGCCUCCACUACUGGUGCUCACUCCGAGGGGUCUGGCGAUGGCGGGCAGAGUGGCAGUGAGGGCGAUGGUGCCAAGGCAGUGGCGAGGGCAGCAGCGGCCACGUGCCCUGCAACUUUCCACUCCUACUUUCCCUUACUCUACGUGUCAUUUGGAGAAGCGUCAGCCACGCUCUCGGAGUCCCUCGUGUGCCCCUCAGGCGCCAAGGCAGCAGCCAGGGCAGCAGCUGCCACGUGCCCUGCCGCCUCCACGUGCCCAGCCACGUGGGGCGGGCAGCAGUACGUUCUCUCCGACCCCUGUAGCUGUGCCAUGCGCGAUUUGCUGCCGGAAGGGGAUGAUGAGUACAGUGACGAGACUGCUUAUAAGGGGGCGGAGGGGAAGGGAGGGGCGAGUUCUGGAGGGGAGAGGGACGAGUCAGAAGGAAAGGAAGAGAAAGCGCCUGUGAGGGAGAGUCGGCGCAAGCAGUGGCAGCGGCAGCUGGAGGAAACAGUGUUUCAGCACCUGCAGUCGCGCAACAAGUCGUGCGGGGAGGUGUGGACCGAAUAUCACGACAUGAGCUGGCAUGCGCUCAAGGACAUCGCCAACUGCCCCUUCUACACCGCGGGCGACGAGAGCGACGGCCCUUCUGGGGGCAUUCUGGGGCUGCUGAGACAGGUGGCGCCCAAGACGAUGGCACGAGCGGAUGAGAACUGGAGCUAUGGGAUUGCAGGGGAUCUGAGCGAGAGGAAGUAUGCGGAGGAGCCCAAGUACUGGGCGAACCCCCUGGAAACCAGCCUGCCCGACGCCCCGGAAAUGGAGGUGUACUGCGCGUACGGCACGGGGCUGCUGACAGAGAGGGCAUACGUGUACCGCCUGUCGCCCUCCAACGACACCUGCCUCAUCCCCUUCCGCAUCGAUGCCUCUGCCAAUGGGCCGCCUGGCCAGGCGGGGGACUGUCUGACAGAGGGGGCAUACUUCACGGACGGAGACGAGACAGCGCCCGUGCUCUCCAUGGGGCUGCCGUGCGCCAAGCUGUGGCGCGGCCGCACGCGCUUCAACCCCGCCGCCUCGCCCACCUACCUCAGGGAGUACGAGCACCGCCCCACCUCGGGGCUGCUGGCAGGCAGGAGCACGCAGAGUGGCAGCCACGUGGACAUCAUGGGUAACUUCGCACUCAUUGAGGAUAUUUUGCGGGUUGCCGCUGGUGCAACGGGGGCGGAGAUUGGUGGGGAUCAGAUUUAUUCUGAUAUACUGCACUGGGCCGAGCGGGUUAGUAUAAAACUGUAG